AUGCUAAGCUACGGCGCGGAGGUGCUGUUCGGCGGCGGCCCGGCUGCUUUCCGCAAGGAUGCCGGCGGCGGUUUGCGCUCAGCCGGGCCGGCGGGCCUUUCGCGCUCCGGGAUGGGCUCCUUGUCCUCCAGCGGCUUCCACUCGCAGGGUUGGUCUCGCUGCUCUGCUUCCCGGCGCCAGUUGGGUUCGUCCACCGAGAGCCUGGAGUCUUUGGGCCCGCUGAACGGCGAGUUGCGCGGAGGGCGCAACGAGAAGGAGGUGCUGCAGGCGCUCAACGACCGCUUCGCCGGCUACAUCGACAAGGUGCGCGCCUUGGAGAUGCAGAACCGGCAGCUGGAAGGCGAAGCGGCGGCCCUGCGCCAGCAACAAGCCGGCCGCUCCGCGCUGGGCGAGCUGUACGAGCGCGAGAUCCGCGAGAUGCGCGGCGCGCUGGUGCGGGCCAGCAACGAGAAGGGGCAGCUGCGGCUGGAACAGGAGCGGCUGGAGGAAGAGGUGGCGGCGUUGCGCCAGCGGCUGGACGACGAGGCCCGGCUGCGCGAAGAGAACGAGGCGGCCGCCCGCGCCCUCCUGAAAUUCACCGAGCAGGCCCAGAUGACCAAAGGCGACCUGGAGAAGAAACUGGCCGCCCUCCGCGAGGAGAGUCUCUUCCUGCGCCGCAGCCACGGCGACGAGGUGGGCGAGCUGCUGCGCCAGAUCCAAGGCAGCGGGCCCGCCUCCGUCUUCGAGAUGCGCGAGUUGCCCGCCGUCCAGUCGGACGUCACCUCGGCGCUCAAGGAGAUCCGCGCCCAGCUGGAGGGCCACACCUUCAAGAGCUCCCUGCAGUCGGAGGAGUUUUUCCGAGUGAGGCUGGACAAGCUCUCCGAAACUGCCAGGGUGAACACCGAUGCCAUCCGCAAUGCCCAAGAGGAGCUGUCGGAAUAUCGCAGGCAGCUGCAGUCCAAAACGACGGAGCUGGAAACUCUCCGUGGGAUGAAGGAAUCCUUGGAAAGGCAGAGGCUGGACAUUGAAGAUCGCCACCAUUUGGAUGUCCAGUCUUAUCAGGAUACGAUCGGACAGCUGGACAACGAGCUCAGGAAUACCAAGUGGGAAAUGGCCGCCCAGCUUAGAGAAUAUCAAGACCUGCUGAAUGUCAAAAUGGCUCUAGAUAUCGAGAUAGCUGCCUACAGGAAGCUGCUGGAAGGAGAGGAAUGCCACUUUGGCAGCGGGAUGGGGAUUUUCCCCUUCCCCGAAAUUGCCCCCAAGGCCCCGAGCGUUCCCUCUCACAUCAAGGUCAAAAGUGAGGAGAAAAUUAAAGUGGUGGAGAAAUCGGAAAAGGAGACGGUGAUCGUCGAAGAGCAGACGGAGGAAGUGCAAGUGACCGAAGAAGUGACGGAGGAGGAGGAGGAGGAGGAAGUGGGUGAGAAAGAAGAGGAAGCAGAAAAGGAGGAGGAAGCGGAAGAGGAAAAAGAAGGGGAAGAGGAAAGCCAGGAAGAAAAGGAAGAAGGAGAAGAAAGCAAAGAAGCUGCAAUGGAGAAAGAGUCUCCAUCUGCAGAGGAGACCCCGUUGCCUGAAAAGAAGCCCACCUUGAAGGAAGAGGAGGCCAAAUCUCCUGAGGUUAGGUCUCCCACCAAAGAUGAAGCCAAAGAGGAAGCCAAGUCACCAGCCAAAGUCACGUCUCCAACAAAGGAAGACAGUAAACCUCCGGCCAAAGUCACGUCUCCAACAAAGGAAGACAGUAAACCUCCGGCCAAAGUGAUGUCACCAACCAAGGAAUUGUUGAAAGUCCCAGGUGCAAAACCAGUGGAGGAGGCAGCCACGUCCCCUGUCAAAGAAGAAAGCAAAUCUCCAGCAAAACCUGGAUCUCCAGAAAGCCGGACUCCAGAAAAGAUGAAAUCUCCAACGAAGGAGGCAGAGAAACCUCCGGCGGUGAAAACCCCAGAGAAAGUGGCUUCCCCGACGAAAGAGGAUCUCAAAACACCAGAAAAACCAAGGUCUCCAAUGAAGGAGGCAGAGAAACCUCCAGCGGUGAAGAUCCCAGAGAAGGUGGCUUCCCCAGUGAAAGAGGACCUCAAAUCUCCAGCAAAGGAGGCAGAGAAACCUCCAGCGGUGAAGAUUCCAGAGAAAGUGGCUUCCCCGACGAAAGAAGACCUCAAACCUCCAGAAAAACUCAAGCUUCCCCCCAAAGAGGAAACUAAAUCCCCCGAGAAGGCCAAGACGCCCAUCAAGGAGAAAGCUAAGUCUCCAGAAAAAGAGGGGGGACCCCAAAAGGAACCAGCGAAGCCGGUGACAAAGGAGGAGAAGGCGCCAGAGAAGGAAGCGGAAGCGCCAACCAAGCCCGUGGCAGAGAAGAAACCAAGCAAGAAAGAAGAGGAGGCCAAGCCACAGACCCCAACCAAGGAUGUUCCCAGGCCAGAAGCCAAGGAGAAGGAGAAGACCGAAGACCAAGGGAGCAAGAAACAAAGCCCCAAGGCCAAGUCGCCCACCCUGGAUGGGGAAAAGGUACCGGCCGCUCCCAAGGCUGAGGACAGCAAAGGGAAGGAAAAAGAGGCCACCAAGCCAACCUCCAAACCAGAAGCGGGGAAAGAGGUGGAGAUAGGAACCAAGGGGGCCGCGCCAAAAUCUCCAACCGAGGAAGCCAAAGCGAAGACCCCAAGCCCACCGACCAAGAAGGAAGCCGAGAAAGCCAAGGCCGAAGAGAAGAAGGAAGAACCAAAGAAGGAGAAAACGGAGCCCAAGAAAGAGGAGGAGAAAGAGAAACCCAAAGCAGCAGAGAAACCCAAAGACGACGCCAAGAAGACGUUGAGCCCCAAAGAGACCCCCACACCGGAAGGCCCCAAAGAGACCCCCAAGAUGGAAAAAGCAGAGAAGUCCUCCGGGAUGGACCCCAAAGAAAGUAAACCCGCCGAAAAAGAAGACAAGACCAAGAAAUGAUCAGAUGCUCGGAGAAGCUUGAGGGGGAAUCCCAAGGACUUGGAAGACCACCCAUCUCAGGGCUGGUUUUUCCUCAAAGGCUAAAUUUGGAGUGAGCCACCCCCUCCCACCCCCCACCCCCAAGA
Molecule: messenger RNA, 3035 nt
Organism: Pseudonaja textilis
Lineage: Eukaryota; Metazoa; Chordata; Lepidosauria; Squamata; Elapidae
Gene: NEFH
Product: neurofilament heavy chain
Biological process (GO): axon development; intermediate filament bundle assembly
Cellular component (GO): axon; neurofilament
Molecular function (GO): structural constituent of postsynaptic intermediate filament cytoskeleton
Source: RefSeq, a predicted model, not a curated record